This is a messenger RNA of Striga asiatica, 1462 nucleotides long. The record is from the annotation of a GenBank genome assembly. NCBI's taxonomy places the organism in Eukaryota, Viridiplantae, Streptophyta, Magnoliopsida, Lamiales, Orobanchaceae.
CCCGAAUUUAUGUCGUGCCCAUCAUAAUGGCGCAUCCCCUCGGCCUUUACACAGUUACAGUACAACUUAAACCCCACUGUUCGGGGGUUUUGUGCGCUGCCGAUUUUUCGGCAUUUUCAAACGGCAGAAAACUAGCUAGCAAGAGUGUGGAAGAAAAGCGGAGGCCAUAAAAUGGUGAGAUUAACUGCAGAUUUGAUUUCGAAAAGCCCCCAUUUUUUCAAUGCCGUUCGCGAGCGAGAGCUCGAUCUCCGAGGGAACAAAAUUGCUGUUAUCGAGAACGUUGGUGCGACUGAGGACCAGUUUGACACCAUUGAUUUAUCCGACAAUGAGAUUGUGAAGCUCGAAAACUUUCCCUACUUAAAUCGCCUAGGAACUUUGUUUCUGAAUAACAACAGAAUUACUCGCAUCAAUCCCAAUCUUGGAGAAUUUUUGCCCAAACUGCACACUUUGGUACUCACUAACAAUAGGCUAACAAACCUGGUUGAAAUCGAUCCUCUUGCAUCUCUCCCGAAGCUGCAGUUUCUUAGUCUUCUUGACAACAACAUCACAAAGAAACCAAAUUACCGGUUAUAUGUCAUCCACAAGUUGAAGUCUCUACGUGUUCUAGAUUUCAGGAAAGUCAAACAGAAGGAGCGGGUUGAAGCCAAGAAUUUGUUUGCAUCCGAAGAGGCUGAAGAAGAAAUUAGAAGGGAAUCUGCAAAGACUUUUGUGCCUGGUGAGAUCCCUAGCACUCAGGAACCUGCAAAGGAGGAACAAACGCCUAAACCAGUUGCUCCUACACCAGAGCAAAUUUUAGCUAUAAAGGCAGCCAUUGUGAAUUCACAAACUCUUGAGGAGGUGGCGAGGCUUGAACAGGCACUCAAGUCAGGCCAGCUUCCAGCUGAUCUCAAUAUCAGUGAUGGUGGCAAUGCACCUAAAAGUGAAAGUGCUCAACAGGAUAAUAUGGUCACUGAUGAAAAAGAAGCAGAAAAUGAACUUAAAGAUAAUGAAUCUGAAAAGAAAGGAGAUGGGCCUGCAGAAAUGGAAGAGGAAUAGCUGAAUCGUGAAAAUGUGACAAUUCACAAUCCUUAUUUUGCCAUGCUUGCUGAUUGAACUUGAAAGGUGGCGGAAUUUGUAGCUCUGAUACAGUGUGUUGUAACCAUUUCUUUCUCAUAUUAGAGUUUUCACCAAAAUGGGUGGUGAAGGAUAAUCGGUUUAUCAUUUACGCUACGUUUAUUUGCUGUCCUGUGCUGGUGGUGAUAUCCGAUGAAAAUGCUUGUGUAUUACAUUUAUACACAUUUUCAGUUCGACUUUGUGAAUUUGCUUCAAUUUCGCAGUUUGGAUGGCUAUAUAUAUCAUUCUCAUUAUCCUCCCUAUAUUAAUUCAAAAUAUCCCUUCCCUCUAUAUAUUUAUUCAAAAUACGUUGAGCCUAAGUGGUAGAUUCUCACGCUUCGAAUGCUGACAUGGCAAAAAUCUACGCUUC